Messenger RNA from Ustilaginoidea virens, 2757 nucleotides. RefSeq lists its product as uncharacterized. The coding region runs from base 1 to 2757 and encodes 918 amino acids. The transcript has 3 exons. Lineage: Eukaryota; Fungi; Ascomycota; Sordariomycetes; Hypocreales; Clavicipitaceae. Gene Ontology annotation, molecular function: zinc ion binding; DNA-binding transcription factor activity, RNA polymerase II-specific; DNA binding. The record is from RefSeq and is a predicted model, not a curated record. Gene Ontology annotation, biological process: regulation of DNA-templated transcription; DNA-templated transcription.
AUGCAGCGCAACACAACUGGCUCCUCCACCGCUGCUCCGUCACAACGCCAGGGCGGCAGCGCAACCGGCUAUCCUGCUGCUAGCCCUGAGGCCUACACCAGCCCGAAACUGGCCCCCGCAAAUCCCAUGACACCUGUCUUGAACCCAAGAUCAUGUGUCACCUGUCGCCGUCGCAAGGUCCGCUGCGAUAAGCAAAAGCCGUGCUCAAACUGUCGUCGAGCGCAAAUUACUUGCAUCUUCCCCGCACCGGGUCGUGCGCCCCGGCAGACUCGCCCAAAAGAUCCAAAUGCGCCUCCCAAGACGCCUGGUCACCGCGAGGCCGAGCUUAUCCAGAGGUUGAAGAAGCUGGAGGGCAUUGUGGAAGAGCUGAGUGGUCAGAUCGUUGAGCCUGCUGCCAAGUUGCCUACUGCCUCGUCGACGGGGACGGGCUCCCCAGAGAAUCAGUUUGGUAUCGACGGCAUGGUCCAGCGCCACAUGCGCCCAAGUCUUGAUCCAUUCGAUCCAUUCGCAGGUCAAGAUGCCAGUCCCAAGGAGGCAGAAUCCUCUUCUACCCAGACCGGCGCCGGAGGAGGUCGUCCCAAGGAGAAGCAGCCCAAUUUUGGUCGCAUGGUUACAGACGAGGGACGGGGAACCUGCCGCUACGUGAGCAAUGGGUUUUGGUCCCAGCUCAAUGACGAGCUUGACGCGAUUCGGGCAGAGACCCAACGACUUACUGACGAGGAUGAUGACGCGACAGAUUAUGAAGAAACCCCGUCCGAUUCAUUAGCUACCGGAUUGAGUGUUGCCUCGGAUCGUCAUGCAUUCAUCUUGAGUUACCGUUCGGUGGACGUGGACCUCGAAAAAUAUCAUCCGCUUCCUUCUCAUGGCACCUUUCUGUGGUCAGUGUACCAGGAGAACGUAGAGCCUCUUGUGAAGCUUAUGCAUGUCCCGUCUGUCGACUUGACCUUGUGUAAUGCGAGGAGGAACUGCGGCAAGCUGACGCCUGGUGACGAGGCAUUGGUCUUCACAAUCUAUUUCGCCGCAAUCACCUCGCUUGAACCGGAUGACGUGCAAACAAGUUUUGGGGCCACUAAAGAUGACUUGAUAUCGCAGUAUCGCUUCGCAGUGGAACAAUCUCUAGCAAAGGCCAAUUUUCUCGAUACUACGGAUCUUGCCGUACUUCAAGCCUUUACGCUGUUCCUUAUCGUGGUCAGACGCCACGGUGAGAGCCGUUUCUGCUGGGCACUGACCGGCCUCCUGAUUCGUAUCGCGCAGGGUAUGGGCCUUCAUCGAGACGGCACUCAUCUGAAACUGCCACCUUUUGAGACGGAAAUGCGCAGACGACUGUGGUGGCAAAUCCUCCUGCUGGAUCUACGAUCGGGCGAGGAGCUGGGGACAGACAUGGCCGUUAGCGAGCGCUUUUACGAUACCCUAAUGCCAAGUAACAUCAACGAUGCGGAUAUAGGCCCCGAAAGCACAGAAGCCCCCAUCCCCCGCGAAGGCAAAUCCGACAUGGCAGCGUCGCUCAUCAGGACCGAGCUCAGCGGGCUUUCAAGGAGGGUUGUCGCAUCGGCCUCUGCAAUGUCAUCGCUUUGUCCCAUGUCAGAUCAGCCAAGCGUUGCUGAGAGGGAGCGCAUGCUCAUCGAAGUAUAUCAACGUGUCGAAGACAAGUUUCUCCAGCACGUCCUCGACGAGACAGAUCCCCUCUACUGGGUGGCGUCUAUCAUUGCUCGGCUCAUCGUGGCUAAAGCCUGCCUGAUGAUUUACCAACCGAUGCUGUUUCCCGGCUCGGAGGUUGAGCUGUCCGAGGAGAUCCGGCAACGCGUUUUCAUUGCUGCCAUUGAAAUCACCGAGUAUGGUCACAAAAUCAACACCGACCCUCGCUGCAAGCAGUAUCGUUGGCUGUACAAGACGUAUACCAACUGGCAUGCUAUUGCCUUCACCUUGAUCGAGACCUGCCGGCGACCAUGGACGGCGCUUGUUGAGCGCGCGUGGGAAGCCAUCACUGGUUAUGACGUCGAUCCCCUGGAGCUCGCCAAGAAGUCUGACCACGCUGCCGUGUUCUUACCUUUACGGAGACUGUUCGCCAAGGCAAGAAAACACCGCGAAAUGGAAAUCGUCCGACUCCAAGCGAACCAGGACGAGGCUCGUCGACUAGAUUUUGCGGAACGGAUGAACCCGGCUCAAGCCCGGUUCGGACCGGUUCCCGGGGCUGAGAACAAAAUGGAUCAAGUCAGGGAGCACUGGUGGUCACUUAUGCGCACGACAGGGACGAGUUCGAAGCCUCCAUCUACUGGCCGCCCAUGUGCGUCAAAGGAAUCGUCGUCAUUGAGUCGAGCAGGCAAUGAAGGCAAACCCUUUGUUCCCGGCCUCUCUUCCUCAAUAGACCUCUCUACCGCUGCCAUGGAAUACAUGGACGGAGUCAUGUCUCAGCCGAAUCCGAACAUAGCUGAACUCUGGAACUUUAAUCGUCUAGUUGACAAUGAGGUCAACGGAACGGGCUCAGCUGCACCGCAAGCGGCCGUUCCAAACCAGCUUUGCGGUCAAGACACUGCGGGGCACCAAGGCGCUCUUGCAAUGCAGACAGAGCCUCCAAAACAUGAUGAUUUGACAUCGUAUCUGUGGUUUAAUGCCUUUACAGGAAUGAGCAACAAAACCGAUGCUUGGAACGAUGAACCGGAUAUGCUAGGGCAUGACUUUAACUGGCAAGACUGGAGUCAAAGUAUCAGAGGGCUGGAAAUGGAGAGCACACAAACUGGACGAAGGUGGAAAUCGUGA